This is a messenger RNA of Soboliphyme baturini, 315 nucleotides long. NCBI's taxonomy places the organism in Eukaryota, Metazoa, Nematoda, Enoplea, Dioctophymatida, Soboliphymatidae. The record is from the annotation of a GenBank genome assembly.
AUGGCCACCACGCAGGCUAAAGACUCCGCCACGAAAGUAACGUUCAAGAUUACGCUCACUAGCGAUCCGACGUUACCUUUCAAAGUCUUAAGCGUGCCUGAAGCCGCUCCUUUUACGGCAGUUUUGAAGUUUGUUGCAGAAGAAUUCAAAGUUCCACCUGAAACCAGUGCGAUCAUCACGGACGACGGAGUAGGCAUCAAUCCUAAUCAGAACGCCGGUACGGUUUUCAUGAAACAUGGAAGCGAACUACGAAUAAUUCCUCGAGACAGAGUCGGGGCUUAUAUCAACGAAAUGUAUGAUUAUCGGUUUGACUAA